UCUCGCUUGGUGCAGCCUCCCCCUCCCCCAGCCAGGAGAGCUGAGCACGGAGGAACAGAGGAGGAACGGAGGAACGAGAACCCCCAGAAAUGUUGCCUCCUGGACUCAGGCCCCAGGUCCUGCCCUCCCUCUGCUUCUGCAUUUUGGUCCUGGCCUGUGUUGUGGGUGAGGAGGAGCGGAUGGGCGGCUGCGGGGCCCCUGCAGGGGUCUGGGGUGUGAGUGCGACCAUCCGACCAUCCGUAGGGCGUGCAGCAUGCCUGCAAGCCGUGCCCACAGAAUCCCCAAGCCCCCCACCGGGGCUAGCGAGUAGUUCUUGGAGCCUGGUGUCCGACAAGGUGAAGACACUGGUGACCAGGACCAGAGAGAAAUGGCAGUGGUUCUGGGGACCAGAGGCCCUCCAGGGCUUUGUGCAGACCUAUUACGAGGACCACCUGAAGGACCUGAGUCUCCGCACCCAGGCCUGGCUCCGCAGCUCCAAAGACAGCCUUCUGAACCGGGCCCACAGUCUGUGCCCCCGGCUUCUCUGUGGGGACGGGGACCGGAAUUGAAGUUUCUGCAGCGUCCACAAUAAAGAAAUGCUUCUCUGUG
Molecule: messenger RNA, 588 nt
Organism: Ailuropoda melanoleuca (giant panda)
Lineage: Eukaryota; Metazoa; Chordata; Mammalia; Carnivora; Ursidae
Gene: APOC4
Product: apolipoprotein C4
Exons: 3
Coding region: 90-548 (152 amino acids)
Biological process (GO): triglyceride homeostasis; positive regulation of triglyceride storage
Cellular component (GO): very-low-density lipoprotein particle; high-density lipoprotein particle
Source: RefSeq, a predicted model, not a curated record